Messenger RNA from Racocetra fulgida, 398 nucleotides. The record is from the annotation of a GenBank genome assembly. NCBI's taxonomy places the organism in Eukaryota, Fungi, Glomeromycota, Glomeromycetes, Diversisporales, Gigasporaceae.
AUGAAGGACCCUAUGAUGGAUAUGGGACGUAAUCAGCAACAAAUAAAAACUGCCAAACUUUCUAUAGAUGGAAAAGAUUUCAUCUUAGUGGAUACACCGGGGUUUACAAAAGAAAAAACUAGUUCAACAUGGGGAGAAAUCAAUAAACGCUUUACAUCAGAUAGAAGAUCUCAUUUAGAUGAAUGCAUGAAAAAAUUAAAUAAUGAUAAUGUAAUCAUAGUAUUUACAAAAUCUUCUAAAGUAGAAACUGAAACUCCUGAAAAGAUGAAAAAUUCUUUUGCAGAUUUUGUAACAGAAUAUAUCGAGAAAGUUAAUCAUCGAUGGGUUGUUGCACCAAAUCCUGAUAUUUAUGAUGAGCAUAAUUAUGUAACUACUAACAAUAUGAAUCAUUUAAAAAC